UAGUGAUAGCUACAAAGAAUCCCAUUUUUUUGAAAUAAUAAUAAUAAUAAUAAUAAUAAUUCUCAUCCACAUCUCUCUCUCUCUCUCUCUCUCACACAAACACACACAUACUGUAGCUUGUUGAACUUUUCUACUUGUACAAAUGAGUUGUAUUUUGUUUUGGUGUAUUUGUACUCAAGUGUGUGGAUUCUUGUUUUGAAUCAUCAUGGAGUUGGCUGUAACUGUAAACUCUCUUGGAGAAGAAGUUUGAAAACUGACAGUUAGUCUGUAACAUAUGAAAAGAACAAAGAUAAUCUGGUUCAUUUAGUAAGUGGGAUCGAGAGAUAUGAAAGGCAUCUUUGUGGAUGAUAAUAUGUCAAAUUUAACUUCUGCAUCCAAUGAAGCAAGCCUAUCUUCAUCAAGCAACAGGAAUGAAAUUGGUACUAUGUACCCUCCACCACAGAUACAGCAGUCCUUUGGUUCUGUGCCAAUCAGUACCAACACUCAAACUCAAUCAUCAAACAAGAAAAAGAGGAAUCUUCCAGGAAAUCCAGAUCCAGAGGCUGAGGUGAUAGCUUUGUCUCCAAAAUCACUAAUGGCAACAAACAGAUUCAUGUGUGAGAUUUGCAACAAAGGGUUUCAAAGAGACCAGAAUCUACAACUACACAGAAGAGGACAUAAUUUACCAUGGAAACUCAAGCAAAAAUCAAAACUAGAGGUAGUUAGGAAGAAGGUGUACGUGUGUCCCGAACCGAGUUGUGUGCACCAUGAGCCCUCAAGAGCUCUUGGAGAUCUAACCGGUAUCAAGAAACAUUUCUCGCGAAAGCACGGUGAGAAGAAAUGGAAAUGCGAAAAGUGUUCAAAACGUUACGCGGUCCAAUCCGACUGGAAAGCUCAUUCCAAGAUAUGUGGCACACGCGAAUAUAGAUGCGAUUGUGGUACCCUUUUUUCAAGGAGGGAUAGUUUCAUCACUCACAGAGCUUUCUGUGAUGCUUUAGCAGAAGAAAGUGUAAGAUCUUCAUCAUCAGCACUAAACCACCUUCCUCUUCCUUUACAGUUUGAUUUCCCGCCGAAAACCGAACCACAACAUCUCUUGCAACACCCACAACUCAGCUUCAACAUUGGGUCCAGUACUACUCCACAUCAUAAUCAUCAACUACCAUCAUGGUUAGAUCAACAUCAUCAACAACAACAACCAAAAAACCCUAACCCUAAUAAUAAUAAUAAUAAUCUCCAUCUUCCUUCUCCUUCUUCUCACAUGUCUGCCACUGCAUUGCUACAAAAAGCAGCACAAAUGGGUGCAACCAUUAGCAACCCAACACCAACUCAUGAUCUUAAUUCCACUGCUUCAAUCAUUCUAAAUGGGUCCCACCAAACCCUACAGCAUGAUCACAUGUGUGCACCUCUAGUAUCACCUCAUCAUCAACAACAUCACCAUCCUUCUGGACUAUCUAAUUUGUCUACAAGUGAUAAUCAUCAUGUGAUGUUUGCUAAUAUCACCAGCAGUAGCAUGGACCAGCUGCUUCAUCCAAAUUCACUUACUUCCACCAGUGUAGGGUCAACUAACAUCCAUGAAAUCUUGAAUGGUAUGCUCAAUUCUACAAAGAAAGAUCAUAAUGGCUAUCAAGAACAGAUUUUAAACACUCGAAAAGACGGUGCAAGUGCGAACAACGAUGAAUUAACGAGAGAUUUCUUGGGAAUUCGAGGAUUCCCGAAUGCUACUGAUCAACAGUUUCUCAACAUGGCUGGUCUUGAUCAUAUGAAUCAGAUGAACCCGAACCACAAUCCGAACCAAAUACCGUGGCAAGGUUAGCUAGUUUGGAUGAUAAAGAUUACAUACGUGCACACCGUUUAUAAAUGGUGUACUUUAGUUCUUUUUUCUGCUAUUGUUUUUCUUUUAAAGUUGUUUUCAGUGGUGAAUCUGAACCCAGUUUUGCAUUUUGUUGGUUCUGGACUUAGAAUUCUGAAAGCUAUGAUUGCAUCUAGUGUACCUUAAGUAUAACAUGUUUUACAUUAAGGGUA
Helianthus annuus (common sunflower) is the source of this 2001-nucleotide messenger RNA. RefSeq names its product protein indeterminate-domain 7. Bases 326 to 1792 code for a protein of 488 amino acids. NCBI's taxonomy places the organism in Eukaryota, Viridiplantae, Streptophyta, Magnoliopsida, Asterales, Asteraceae. Gene Ontology annotation, molecular function: DNA-binding transcription factor activity. Gene Ontology annotation, cellular component: nucleus. The transcript has 4 exons. The record is from RefSeq and is a predicted model, not a curated record.